AUGUCUUAUCGCAUUGAGAUCGCCAAGACUGGCCGUGCCCUCUGCCAGGAUACCGUGUGCAAGAAGGCCAGCGUCAAAAUCCUGAAGGGUGAACUGCGUCUCGGUGUCUGGGUUGAGCUGCCUCAACUUGAAAACGGAUCUUACAAAUGGCGACACUGGGGUUGUGUCUCCGGUAAAACCGUCAACAAUAUCCAGGAGAAAAUCUCCAGCGAGGGUGAUUACGACUGGGACAUGAUUGAUGGCUACGAUGAAUUAGAGGAUCACCCUGAUAUCCAAGAGAAGAUUCGCCGUGUCGUGACUCAAGGCCAUAUCGACCCCGAGGAUUUCAAAGGAGACCCCGAAUUCAACAACCCCGGCCAGGCUGCUAUUCGUGCUCGUGCCGCUACCAAGAAGAAGACAAAGGGUUCCGAGGAUGAGGAAGAUGAAGCCCCCAAGAAGGCUGCUCCCAAGAAAUCUGCCAAGCGUGGCCGCAAGAAGACAGAUGAGGGAGACGAAGAAGAGGAUGCCCCACCUCCCAAGAAGAAGACCACCAAAGCUGGCCGCAAGGCUAAGAAGGUAGCCGACGAGGACGAGGACGAGGACGAGGAGCAGAAAGAGCCUGAAGAGGAGGCUGCACCUGUCAAAGCUCCCGCCAAAGCUCCUGCUAAGGCCCCUGCUAAGGCACGAGGCAAAAAGACGGCUGCUGCUAAAGCUCCAACCCUCGAAUCUGACGAUGAUGAGCUAGAUGAGCAACCGGAGCCGACUCCUAAGGCCAAGCCCAAGGCUAAAGUUAAAGCUGAGGCUAAGCCCAAGGCGAAGGGCGGUCGUAAGGCAAAGGUUGUUGAAUCGGAGCAGGAGGAAGAAGAAAAUGAUGAGGAACCGGCUCCAAAGGCGGCAUCUAAGCCAGCACCCAAGGCAGCUACGAAGGCAGCGCCGAAGGCAGCACCUAAGGGAAAAGGUAGCCGUCAGGCCAAGACCGCCGAAGCUGACGAGGAAGAGGUUGCUCCUAAGCGUGGACGAGGUCGAGGUCGGCCCAAAAAGGCAACUGCCGAUGAGUAA
Messenger RNA from Daldinia caldariorum, 1038 nucleotides. RefSeq lists its product as uncharacterized. The transcript is spliced from 7 exons. NCBI's taxonomy places the organism in Eukaryota, Fungi, Ascomycota, Sordariomycetes, Xylariales, Hypoxylaceae. The record is from RefSeq and is a predicted model, not a curated record. The coding region runs from base 1 to 1038 and encodes 345 amino acids. Gene Ontology annotation, molecular function: zinc ion binding; DNA binding.